AUGUCCUGCCAGCAAAGCCAGCAGCAGUGCCAGCCCCCUCCCAAAUGCCCUCCCAAGUGUCCUCCCAAGUUCUCUUGCUGCAGCUCCAGCUCUGGAGGCUGCUGUGGUUCCAGCUCAGGGGGUUGCUGCAGCUCUGGGGGUGGCGGCUGCUGCCUCAGCCACCAUAGACCCCGCCGUUCCCUUCGUCGCCGACAGCAGAGCUCUGGUUGCUGUGGUGGUGGCAGUAGCAGUGGCUGCUGUGGCAGCAGUGGUGGCAGCAGCUGCUGUGGCAGCAGCGGUGGCAGCAGUUGCUGUGGCAGCAGUGGUGGUGGCCAGCAGUCUGGGGGCUCUGGUUGCUGCUGA
Ochotona curzoniae (black-lipped pika) is the source of this 342-nucleotide messenger RNA. Its product is annotated as late cornified envelope protein 5A-like. Bases 1 to 342 code for a protein of 113 amino acids. The record is from RefSeq and is a predicted model, not a curated record. NCBI's taxonomy places the organism in Eukaryota, Metazoa, Chordata, Mammalia, Lagomorpha, Ochotonidae. The transcript has 2 exons. Gene Ontology annotation, biological process: epidermis development.